This is a messenger RNA of Cricetulus griseus (Chinese hamster), 927 nucleotides long. The record is from RefSeq and is a predicted model, not a curated record. Lineage: Eukaryota; Metazoa; Chordata; Mammalia; Rodentia; Cricetidae.
AUGGCCUGGAGGAACCACAGUGCCAUCACAGAAUUCAUUCUCACUGGGCUCUCUGACGACCCCCUCAUCCAGGCUCUACUUUUCGUGCUGUUCCUGGGGAUUUACCUCCUCACCAUGACCGGGAACCUGAUGCUGCUGCUGGUGAUCAGGGCUGACUCCCACCUCCACACGCCCAUGUACUUCUUCUUAAGCAACCUAUCAUUUAUAGACCUCUGUUUCUCGUCCGUCACGGUACCGAAGCUGCUGAAGGACCUCCUGUCUGAGAAGAAAAGCAUCUCUAUAGAGGGCUGCCUGGCUCAGGUCUUCUUUGUGUUUUUUUCUUCUGGCACUGAAGCCUGCCUGCUCUCAGUCAUGGCUUAUGACCGCUAUGCAGCCAUCUGCCACCCACUACUCUAUGGCCAGGUGAUGAGAACUGAGUUGUGCGUGAGGCUUGUUUUGGUCUCAUGGGGCGUGGCCUCUCUCAAUGCAACCAUCAUUGUGCUUUUGGCUGUCAACCUGGACUUCUGUGAGGCUCAAACCAUUCACCACUACACCUGUGAGCUGCCUGCCCUUUUCCCCCUGUCCUGUUCCGAUAUCUCCAUCACCGUUGACAUCCUUCUUGGUGCCAGCUUAUUGCAUGGGCUGGGAACCUUUAUCCCAAUCUUCUUCUCCUAUGCCCGCAUUGUCGCCACCAUCUUGAGCAUCAGCUCCACCACAGGGAGAAGCAAAGCCUUCUCCACCUGCUCCUCCCACCUCGCGGCAGUGACCUUAUUCUUUGGGUCCGGCUUUCUUUGCUAUCUCAUGCCUCCUUCUGGCUCUUCCCUGGAUUUGCUAUUGUCUUUGCAAUACAGUGCAGUCACACCCAUGUUGAAUCCCCUCAUCUACAGCCUGAAAAACAAGGAGGUAAAGGCAGCUGUGAAUAGAACCCUGAGAAAGUGUCUGCUUUAG